This is a messenger RNA of Leishmania braziliensis MHOM/BR/75/M2904, 690 nucleotides long. RefSeq lists its product as hypothetical. NCBI's taxonomy places the organism in Eukaryota, Euglenozoa, Kinetoplastea, Trypanosomatida, Trypanosomatidae. The coding region runs from base 1 to 690 and encodes 229 amino acids. The record is from RefSeq and is a predicted model, not a curated record. The transcript has a single exon.
AUGGACUUGACAGACAACUCGAUGUGGACGCUUGUCGAGGAGGCCGUCAUUGAAGACAGGGGUGAGGACGAGGAGGAGGUUCUGGCCCAAAUGGUCCGUUCGUAUCUAGCGCGGAGAGGCCUAACCGACACUCUCGCCGCUUUCGACGAGGAGCACCAGUCUUACUGGAGUUCUUCAAAACACCCCUACAAGGGAUCUCCGGACGCAUCCAAGCCAGCAGCGAGUGGGGAAGUAGCAGAUCUAAUGCUGGCAGCCGAUCACCCUAAUGUGAACUAUGCUGCCUCUCUGGAUGAGGCUAGUGGUGGGAUGGACAAGCGCAAGGUGGCGCAACUUCUUUGUCUGCAGGAGAGAUACGAGGCAGCGGCGGCGCUGAUGGCGCCUUCCUCGCUUGCGCGCAUUCGUCUCCUAUGCAUUCAGGCACAGAGUCUAGAGGAUACUGUUGCUGCUGUGUUUUACCUGGCGACUCAUGUCGCACCGCUCGUGCCGUUCUGCACCGAUCCUACGAUGGGCCACAGGGUGUACACAGCUGCGUUGAGUAAUUUGCUGAGUCCGUGCCGUGAGAGGUCAAUUCCUGACGCAGAGGCGCUUGCUAGGGAGGUGAACGACGAGCUUUGCGGCCGUGAGCAGCGCAGUAGUCUUCACGUGUUGUUUAAUUGGGCUUACUGGCAGGAAACGUCGCAUACCAUCUGA